Molecule: messenger RNA, 654 nt
Organism: Helicoverpa zea (corn earworm)
Lineage: Eukaryota; Metazoa; Arthropoda; Insecta; Lepidoptera; Noctuidae
Exons: 2
Coding region: 85-645 (186 amino acids)
Molecular function (GO): calcium ion binding
Source: RefSeq, a predicted model, not a curated record
CCUCAUUCAAUAUUUAAUUAUAUUAUAUUAAAGUUCAGCUUAUAAAUUCUGUGUACAAUAGGCAAUAGGGACCUGCUCGUAAACAUGGAUGAAGAAGAUGUUAACAAUUGUUCUCACUUCAUUGUAUGUGAACCGAUAAAAACAAUUCCUUCUGAACCCAUAUCAGUAUGUAAAUGUCUAUUACCUGCUGAAGCGUCCCAAGAAGAAAUAAUAUCGGAACAUAAAAAGCUGAUUUUAUCAACAAAUGCUCGAGUAAAAGAUUAUUUGUGUGACCAUCGCAUUCCUGAGUUUAUUAAUUAUUUAAUGACAAAAAUAAUGGUUGACAGUCCUUCGUGCCCUGCCACGUAUACUGCACAGCUUAUAGAAAAAUGUAUGAUCUUUCGGGCAGGCCAUGGUGUUGCUCCGGUAAUAUAUGAAGACAGGCAUUUGGAAGCAGUUAUCAAAAGCUUUGAUCCCAAUAAUCGAGGAUGGCUCACCAGUGGACAAAUGCGCAGGGCUUUUAGGACACUGGGUCUUCCUCCAAUGGAAACUUCAGAUGAAAAAAUUCCAAGUGAUGUAGUUCUGAAUAAUUUAAGAUCUACUCAAGAACACGAGCUCUAUCAAUUAUUGGUCGCAGGAGUAAAGAAGGACGAUUUAAGUCCAUAAAAACACAUA